GCUCAAAGAAUGAUCAGAUGGCUUCGAAACAGGGAAGUCACUUCAAAUCAAAAUGUCUUAUCUAUGGACCUUAGUUGUGGGCUGAAACCAUAUCAUUUACGACAAAUAUUGCCUCAGGACGCAGUGGACGAUAUAUUUCUUGGUUUUUCGGCAGAUGGUUGCUUUUUGGUUUCAUACAAAAAUGACUUUAAGCACCACGUAAUUAGGUUUUGGCUUUUUCCACCAAGUUCUACCGGAAAAAGUGGCCCGAAGCUUGUUUUGUACAGUGAGAGGAAAUUUUUAAGAACCAGUUACUGUCCAGAAAUUCAUAACGUUCCAUGUGUUAGGUUUGUGCAGUCCCUCGCGAUUCCUAACUCCUUUUUACUUCUUGCAUGCAACAAUGAUGGAAGUGGGUUUGUUGCUGCAUUUGGUCUUAUGCCAGAUUUAGAUUGUAACAUCUGUUCUGAGGCAUCAUAUAUUCAUGAUCGUUUGCCCAAUAAAGUUACUUGUAGUAUUCAUUCGCAUGUGCUACCUCUUAAUCUCGACAUAUCUCUUGCUCAAGAAUUCUCCGUCCCUAUAAGAAGUAACAGAAAUGCAUUGAAGUUCCAGAAUAUUUCGUAUCGAUGCACCUCCCAUUUUGUACCACCCUGUUUACGUUCAUUUGAUGAAAAUUCUAAUAAUACUGACCUUUGUGACGGCUCUUGUUUUACUUCGACUGGCUUGCCGAUUGGAAAGAUUCAUGUUGGUGUAUCUCCAAAUACUGGACAUUUACGAAUUGCUUGGGCUAAUCCAGAUGCACAGGUUAAAAUCAUGUCCUGCUCAUUCAAACCUUAUACUAGUUCUGGUGAUUUUUCAUUUUGUUCAUUACCCAAGGGCAUGUCCACAUCAGUCGGAAAGUACCCUGAUUCAUUAAUUUAUAAACCUCCUCUUAUCACACACAAUUAUUGUUCAACGUGUUAUUCGUGGCCGGAAGAUAACAAAAUGUGUAAAAAAGAAUAUAAUUCCUCGAUACCAUUAAGUUUAAAUUCUUCGAAGUGUAUUUUUUCUCAAGAUUCACUCAAUGUUUAUUUAGUUAGUGAUUCUUCAGUAUGGCCAGAUAAUCACUCAAAUCAACUUCCGGAUGGUGCUGAGAGAAUAAACCACAACUGUUCAGGUGAAAAAUAUUCUCAUGAUAUCCAACUAUCACCACUUUAUGUUAAAAGUAAAGACACUUGGGUUCCGUCACUAUUAUAUAGACGUCCAUCUUUCUUCUCAUGUAUUCAGCUGACAUACCUUGCAAUGUUGCAAGAUAUUCGAGCUUCUUAUUUGCACUGGACAUUAAUAUCACGUAAUACUAGUAAAAUGAAUUGUUUAAUUAAUUCAUCAAAUUUUGUUUAUCCCACAUAUCAAAUUGAUCCUGUAGAUGAAGAUACUGGUGAGUUAAAUGGAAAUAAUUCUUCUGUAUCUUCAUUACACAGUUCAUAUGAUGAUGAUGAUGAUGAUGAAACUGCAGCUAUCCUAACUAGUCCAGAUAGUUUAGAUUCAAAUUCAUCUCCUGAAGAUUUAUUAGUUCAUCGACUUUCUGGUCAAUGUCAUACUUCAUUUGAUCAUACAGAAUGGGAAGAAUAUAUAGCACCUAAUGUACAGACUGUUAUAGGUGAUGUAAAUUCAGAUUGUAAUAGAAUAAAUGAAAAACCACAACAUCGUGUAAUUGCACAUUUGGAAGAGGUUGUAUUUGAUAUCCCACUGAAUAAUCUACUUCGUGAAAAGAAAUGUACAUAUAAUAGUUCUUCUCCAGUACUUGCUCCAUUCUUUCCUCCUGAUGAACCGGAUUUAUUGUUUAUUUACUAUAUCAAAAAUGAUCUUGAUUCGAAUAUAAUAUACGAAACAUCUGAUGAAUUGAGUACAAUAAAUCUUAUUGAAAUUAUAGAUAUAACUACUGGAUAUAGAAUUCCAGUACCAUCAAAAGAUGAAUUACCUAAUGAGUAUAUACAUUCAACUGGAUUUAAUAGUUCUGUUCUCAAGAGGCUAACAUCUUGUUGCCCUCAAAACUACAAAGUUUCAUCAUCAUCAUCGUCAUCAUCAUCAUCUCAAUGUAGAAAGAAAUUAAUUCAUGAACUAAAUAACUGUCUUAUGGCUGGACGAUUAGAAAGUUUAAAAUUGUUAGUUGAUCCACAAGGUGGUUAUUCUGUAUAUUGGUAGAUCGAUUGUACAAUGAUUAUUUUUUUAUACAAAAUUUUCUUAUUAGAUCUAUCUAUGUAUUAUAUGUUUGAUUUUUUGUUUUUGAUUGUUUCACUAUGAAAUAAAAAAGAAUC
Molecule: messenger RNA, 2273 nt
Organism: Schistosoma turkestanicum
Lineage: Eukaryota; Metazoa; Platyhelminthes; Trematoda; Strigeidida; Schistosomatidae
Source: the annotation of a GenBank genome assembly